AUGGAGAAGAGGAAAGGUGAUAAUCAUGCCAUUGAUCAGAAUGCAGGUCAGAGCAUCAUGCCCAGAAGAAAUACAGGAAACCUUAGCAAUUUGAAUGUAGAUAUGCAAGUCACCAAUCCACCAGAAGCAGCUACACUUUUUAAUUUACAUCAAGCACAGCAUUUUGGUGAGUUUGAAGACCCUUCAGAACAACACUGCAAGCAGGAUCUGUUCCCCAAGUGGCACUUGCCAAUGAAGAUAGCGUCUGUGAUGUCAUUAUUAACGUUUAUUUACACAUCUGUGAGAGAUGUUGUACAUCCUUUUAUAACCAGAAAGGAAAACGUUUUCUAUAAAAUUCCAAUCCUUGUCACGAACAAAGUUUUGCCAGUAGUUUCAAUUACCCUUUUAGCACUAGUGUAUUUACCAGGAAUAUUAGCUACUGGUUUCCAGCUGUAUUUUGGCACCAAGUAUAGAAGGUUUCCCCAGUGGUUGGAUAGAUGGAUGUUAUCAAGAAAGCAAUUUGGACUUCUCAGUUUCCUCUUCGCUGCAAUGCACGCCUGCUAUAGCCUGUGCUAUCCAAUGAGAAGAUCAUACAGAUACAAGCUGCUGAACUGGGCAUUCCAGCAGGUCAAACAAAAAAAAGAAAAUGCCUGGAUUGAACACGAUGUUUGGAGAAUGGAGAUUUAUGUAUCUCUAGGAAUUCUAGGACUUGCUUUGCUGGCUUUGUUGGCAAUAACAUCAAUCCCAUCUGUCAGUCACUCUUUGACCUGGAGAGAGUUCCACUACAUUCAGAGCAAGAUGGGAUAUUUAGCUCUGCUGCUCUGCACUCUUCAUGCACUGGUGUUUGCUUGGAAUAAGUGGGUUGAUGUUAACCAAUUUAUCUGGUAUACACCACCUUCAUUUAUGGUAGCAGUUUUUCUUCCUAUUGUAGUUCUGCUUUGUAAAUGCAUACUGCUCUUCCCAUGUUUUAGGAAGAGGAUAAAAAGGAUCAGAUGUGGUUGGGAAGGUAACUCACAAACAAAUCAAACCAGUAUGACUUCUAGACUGUAGAUGAAAUAUGGACAUUUCCUGCCUAUGUAUGUAAACAUGUGCAAAGUCAUGAAACAUUCAGUCAUUAUCUCCAUUUUCACAUUUUCUGUAGAUGCUUCCUUUUCACUUUUCAUUUUGACUUCAUGAGUAUGAGAUGUAUGAUGCAGUUUGGACUUUUCCUAAAACAGAAGGUGGAAACAUUAAUUUUACACUCUACUCAGUGUUCUGGUAUUUGAUCAUUUCUUUCUUGUGACUCAGUGCUUUUAAAACCUAAGGGCUUCAUUGCCUCAGUCAUAAUUCUUCUGUAGGCAAAAGGAAUCAUAAAUCGUUGCUCAAAAUGACCACAGAAAGGAAAGAAAUGAUGACACC
Molecule: messenger RNA, 1377 nt
Organism: Merops nubicus (carmine bee-eater)
Lineage: Eukaryota; Metazoa; Chordata; Aves; Coraciiformes; Meropidae
Gene: STEAP1
Product: six transmembrane epithelial antigen of the prostate 1
Exons: 4
Coding region: 1-1029 (342 amino acids)
Cellular component (GO): plasma membrane; endosome
Source: RefSeq, a predicted model, not a curated record